AGAAAAAUAACAGCACCCACACGCCAUCAUGCUGCUCUGCUUACUGUAUCCUUAAUCCAGCAGCGGAACAACCGAGUUCACACCGAGCCCAAACCCGGACACAGAGCUCACUCACUGCAGGGGCUUGGUAUGCUUUUACAGUGGUCCAGGGAUGCCCAAGGAGAAAUAUGAGCCGCCGGAUCCCCGGCGGAUGUACACGAUAAUGACCAGCGAAGAGGCAGCAAGUGGGAAAAAAUCUCACUGGGCUGAGCUUGAGAUAAGUGGUAAAGUGCGGAGUCUAAGCUCGGCCCUGUGGUCGCUCACUCACCUCACCGCUUUGCACCUCAGUGACAACUCUCUGUCACGUAUCCCCCCCGACAUUGCCAAGCUACACAACCUCGUGUACCUGGACCUGUCGUCCAAUAAGAUCAGGAGCCUGCCAGCUGAGCUCGGCAACAUGGUGUCUCUCAGGGAACUGCUUUUAAAUAACAACCAGUUGCGGGUUCUACCUUUCGAAUUGGGGAAACUGUUUCAGUUACAAACACUGGGGUUAAAAGGAAAUCCACUUGCACAGGACCUCAUGAGCCUCUACCAGGAACCAGAUGGCACCCGCCGACUGCUGAACUACCUUUUGGACAAUCUUGCUGGUGCUAUUAAACGCAUCCCAACUGAGCAACCGCCGUCCAGGUCAUGGAUUGUACUGCAGGAGCCGGAGAGAGCCAGGCCUGCAGCCGUGUUCUCAGUAAUGUGCUACAACGUACUGUGCGAUAAGUACGCAACACGCCAGCUGUACGGCUACUGCCCUCCCUGGGCUCUCAACUGGGAGUACAGGAAGAAGGCCAUCAUGCAGGAAAUCCUCAGCUGCAAUGCUGACAUCAUCAGCCUACAGGAAGUGGAGACGGAACAGUAUUAUAACUACUUCCUGGUGGAGCUGAAAGCGCAGGGAUACGAUGGAUUCUUCAGUCCAAAGUCCCGAGCCAGAACCAUGUCCGAGUCAGACAGGAAACACGUGGACGGAUGUGCAAUAUUCUACAAGACCGAAAAGUUCAGCGUGGUGCAGAAGCACACGGUGGAGUUUAACCAGCUGGCCAUGGCUAACUCGGAGGGCUCGGAGGCCAUGUUGAAUCGUGUAAUGACCAAGGACAACAUCGGAGUGGCUGUGCUGCUGGAGCUACGCAGGGAAAUGAUGGAGAUGACUCUGGGCAAAUCUCUCCUUGCCCUGGAGAAACAGCUCCUCCUGGUGGCCAACGCCCACAUGCACUGGGACCCUGAGUACUCUGACGUGAAGCUGGUCCAGACCAUGAUGUUCCUCUCUGAGGUGAAGAACAUCGUGGACAAAGCCACACGCAGCCUCAAGCUCUCGUCCGUGUCUGGAGAAACCAACGCCAUCCCUCUGGUGCUGUGUGCUGAUCUCAACUCGCUGCCUGACUCUGGUGUGGUGGAAUUCCUGAGCACAGGCGGGGUGGACUGCACGCACAAAGACUUUAAAGAGCUGCGCUACAGCGACAGUCUGACCAACUUCAACUGCAACGGCAAGAACAGCUCGUCCAACGGCAGGAUCACGCAUGGCUUCAAGCUCAAGAGUGCCUACGAGAACGGGCUCAUGCCUUACACCAACUACACCUUCGACUUCAAGGGUGUGAUCGAUUACAUCUUCUGCUCUGAGCCUCAGCUGAAUGUUUUGGGUGUCCUGGGACCUCUGGACCACGACUGGCUCCUGGAGAACAACAUCAGCGGCUGCCCGCACCCCCACAUCCCGUCGGAUCACUUCUCCCUGUUUGCACAGCUGGAGCUGCUCCUGCCCCAGCAUCCCCCCAUCAACGGUGUGCACCUGCCCGCACGCAGGUAGUCAGACCCCGCCCUGAGACGCCACCAUGGGGGGGCGGUGCUGCACACUCCCACCUCUGACACGUUCUUCUGGCAACUUACUGAAAACGACUGAACCUCUAAACUACGCCAUUCUCUCUGUGCUUCUUUUUUAUUUUAUUUUUUUUAAGUGGUUUUUUUUUUUGUUUUUUUUUUUUUUUAAAUUUCAUGAAUGUCUUUCUUUUUCUUUUUUUUUUUUUUUUUUCCUUGUUUACUCGAUGGAGCCAAAUUUGCUUCUGAACGCUAAAAGAGGCUCGGUUUCCUCUUUCUCAGUCUCUUGUUAAGCUUUCUUUUCUAGUUGUUUUAUAGGCGUAUGCAUGGAUUUCUGUUCGAUCACUACUUUUCCACAGUGCUUCGGUAUUGUUGUUCUCAUAAAAAAAAAAAAGGCGUAAGUAGUUUGUAGGCAUGUGGUCUUGUAUCAGGAUGCAGUAUCUGUAGUUUAGCUCACACACGUCAGGUUUGUGAUCAGCGCGCGUGUCACACGCACUCAAAGGAAGUCUGGGCUGAAGGAAACGGAGGUCAUAAUGCCAAUGGCAGUCAGAUGUUUAAUAAUCUAAAGCCAGCAAUGAUUCCUGAAUCCUCACCCAAGUGCAUUAAACCUCCUCGUUCCUUUCUAAGCCCUGAACGGAUUCAAAAAAACUCGAAUAUCUGACAAGCAAUAGCUCACAUCCGGUUAUGCUUUUUGUAUAUACACAUGUGCUCAGAUUUUAGCUUUGGUUCUUAUAUGUGUCUUUUUAGAGAAGCUUUGGAAAGUGUACGUGUUGCUUAUAUGGGUGCCAGUCUUUUUUAACGUCCUGUGGGACGCUGGGAGUGGCUCGAGCUCUCAUGUGUUCACUCCUAAACGGUGCAAUAUUCUCAACAGCGUAAUCCUUUUAAAGCUAAAGCCGUGGCAAAUGUUUUUAUACGAGCUUAAAUAUGAAAAAUCCUCCAGUGCACUUAUUCCGAAAGGGUUUCUAACAUAGCGAUUGAUUGGCUUAAUUAAAUUCUGUUCGACACAAACAAUUUGAAUGCAUUGGCUUGAUCACUGGUUGCCCAUUAACUUUAUUUUUACUGAAUUUUUUAUUUUAUUUCUUUUGUUUUUGUGACUGAGCUAUGCACCUGGAAAUGUUUAGCUUCUAGAAAACAUUGGAUGUGAGGUCACUGUGGAUGCUCCCACAUGGUGGAGGAGAGAGGCAUGUGGGUGCGGGGAGAAGAUUUCAGCGGGUCUGUAUUCAACCAGCAUCCGUUCACUGUGUUUUGUGGAAAAGUGGAGAACAUUCCGUAUUUUUCCCACAAACCGCUCGUAACUUCUCAAGGUGUGUAGCACUGUCUUUUGCGGCCAGUAGUUUUCCGCCCAGUCAUUAAUCAUCCUCGUGGGCUUUUUUUUUCCCCCAAGUAUUUUACAAAUAUAUAUAUAUAUAUAUAUAUAUAUAUAU
Messenger RNA from Pangasianodon hypophthalmus (striped catfish), 3260 nucleotides. RefSeq names its product CCR4-NOT transcription complex, subunit 6b (gene cnot6b). Bases 152 to 1828 code for a protein of 558 amino acids. Gene Ontology annotation, biological process: nuclear-transcribed mRNA poly(A) tail shortening. Lineage: Eukaryota; Metazoa; Chordata; Actinopteri; Siluriformes; Pangasiidae. The transcript is spliced from 12 exons. The record is from RefSeq and is a predicted model, not a curated record. Gene Ontology annotation, cellular component: nucleus; cytoplasm; CCR4-NOT complex. Gene Ontology annotation, molecular function: poly(A)-specific ribonuclease activity; protein binding.